Messenger RNA from Coffea eugenioides, 1645 nucleotides. RefSeq names its product probable (S)-N-methylcoclaurine 3'-hydroxylase isozyme 2. NCBI's taxonomy places the organism in Eukaryota, Viridiplantae, Streptophyta, Magnoliopsida, Gentianales, Rubiaceae. The transcript is spliced from 2 exons. The coding region runs from base 1 to 1506 and encodes 501 amino acids. The record is from RefSeq and is a predicted model, not a curated record. Gene Ontology annotation, molecular function: iron ion binding; heme binding; monooxygenase activity.
AUGGCUCAGUUUCCAGACAUAGAAGCAAACUAUCUAUUGCUUCCAAUCUUCCUCUUACCAUUACUCUAUCUCAUCUUCAAGCAAUGGAAAUAUCCUUUUGCAACAAAGUCUCCGCCAAUUCCACCAGGGCCAACUCCAUGGCCUGUCUUGGGCAAUAUCCCUCAUAUGGGAAGAUUACCUCAUGUCACACUCUGCAAUUUUGCUCAAACUUAUGGUCCACUGAUAUGUCUCAAGUUAGGCACUCAAUACACGGUCGUGGGAUCAUCCCCUGCAGCUGCGAUUGAAAUCCUGAAAACUCAUGAUCGGAGUCUGUCCGCGCGAUAUGUUCCCAAGGUAGUUCCUGCUAGACAGGAAGAACUCAACCGUUCAUCGAUCGGAUGGACUGAAGUAUGCAAUGAUGGAUGGAAGUACUUGAGGACACUGUGCAGAACCGAGCUUUUCUCAGUUAGAGCAUUGGAUAAUCAAUCAUGCUUAAGAGAGAAAAAGAUCUCGGACAUGGUCGAGCAUUUAAGGGCUAAGAAGGAAGGUCAAGUUGUGGAUAUCGGAGAGCUAGUAUUUGCGACGAUCUUCAACAUGUUGAGCAAUGUAAUGGUGUCAAGAGAUCUUAUCGGCUUGGAAGAAGAAAGUGCUGGUGAGGGGAUGAAAAGUCUAGUGAGAACAGUCAUGGAGGUGGCCACUGCCCCAAAUGUAUCAGAUUUUUAUCCACUAUUGUGCAAGCUUGAUCUUCAGGGUCUCCGGAAGAAGUCAACUAAUCUGGGAAUCAAGAUUCGUGCUGCUUGGGAACCUAUCAUUGAAGAGAGGAGGCGACAGGGUGCCCCUUUGACUUUGAGCCAAGAAGACUUUCUGGACACCUUGCUUCAGAAUAAUUUUACAAAUGAACGAAUUCACCAAUUACUCAUGGAAUUGUUCACUGCUGGGACAGACACUAGUACUUCAACAAUUGAAUGGGCAAUGGCAGAACUAGUGAAGAAUCCAGAGUCUAUGAUGAAAGUGCGUGAAGAGCUUGGAAGAGAAAUCAAUCAAGAUUUGCCAAAAGAGUCUCAUCUAAUGCAACUACCAUAUCUGAAGGCCUGCAUUAAGGAGACCUUCAGGCUGCACCCUCCUGCCCCUUUGCUACUUCCACACCGUGCCCCUGAAGCAUGUCAAGUCAUGAAUUACACUAUUCCUAAAAAUGCUCAAGUUUUAGUGAAUGUUUGGGCCAUUGGACGAGACCCUGGAAUUUGGGAUGAACCAUUGAAGUUUAAACCUGAGAGAUUUCUGAGUUGUAGUUUGGAUUAUAAAGGGAAUGAUUUUGAGCUCUUACCGUUUGGGAGUGGAAGAAGAAUCUGCCCUGGCCUGCCCAUGGCUGCUAGGCAUGUUCCUUUGGUUCUUGCGUCGCUGAUCCACUGCUUUGAUUGGUCACUUCCCGAAGGAAAAGAUCCUCAGCAAUUAGAUAUGAAUGAAAAGUUUGGUGUGACAUUGGAGAAGGAACAACCAUUGCUUCUCAUCCCUAAAGCAAGAUCAUGAUCAAUCAAGAUUCUGCAUCAUCUCUUUUUGCUUCCUGAAUUGAAGAAAAUCUCUUCAUGCAUUGUGGCUCUUGUUGUUUCGUUCGUAAUUGUUUCUCUUCGUGCUUUAUUAUGUCAACCUGCAUUGGAAUAGAUCGUAU